Messenger RNA from Poeciliopsis prolifica (blackstripe livebearer), 3456 nucleotides. RefSeq names its product adenosine A1 receptor b (gene adora1b). Lineage: Eukaryota; Metazoa; Chordata; Actinopteri; Cyprinodontiformes; Poeciliidae. The record is from RefSeq and is a predicted model, not a curated record. Bases 603 to 1760 code for a protein of 385 amino acids. Gene Ontology annotation, biological process: G protein-coupled adenosine receptor signaling pathway. Gene Ontology annotation, cellular component: membrane; dendrite; synapse. The transcript is spliced from 2 exons. Gene Ontology annotation, molecular function: G protein-coupled adenosine receptor activity.
GAGACAAAGGGAAACAUUUUCUGGAGCUUCCCGUUUCACCGUCUCUCUUUCUCACUCCUAAUGAAAAAAGAGGAAGAAAACACAGAGAUAAAGAAAGAGGGGGACGAGAGAGAGCGAGAGAGAGGUGGGGGACAGCGCGCACUGCCGCCUGCACAGGAGCUGAAUCUGUGCGCGCUUUCCUGCCAAAAAAUGCGCAGGCAGCGGCGCCGUUAAAACGUGCUCUGUCAAACUGAAAGACGUCGGCUGACAAAACGCCCAGCGCCCUCUCGAAGAAACUGGAGCCAGUGGGAAGGAUGCUGCGCUCAAGAGAAGCAGGUGUAUCCAGCCAAGUGGAGGGGACGGAGCGGGAGCCGCCCGCUGGAGCCGCUGGACAAAAGCACCUGCUUCAGAGAAACAGCACGCAGUCUUUCCUGCUUCUUUCCCUUUCUUAAUAGCCGGAUUUCGUCUCUCCAGAUGUACAUCCCCCAUUCAGAGUGGGGGAUGAGGGCGCCAUGAGACUGUCGGAGUCGGACGCACAGCUAAUUUGGAGAAACACCUUAGAGGACAAGAGAAGAAAACAAAGACAGUGUGUGCGUGUUUGUUGACCACAGAGACCUGCUGAAAUGCCCGGGACGGUCUCCUCGGCGCCGCUGCUCUACAUAGGCAUGGAGGUCCUGAUAGCUGUCGCCUCCGUGGUCGGGAAUGUGAUGGUGGUUUGGGCGGUGAAAAUUAACAAGUCCCUGCGAGACACCACGUUUUGCUUCAUCGUCUCCCUGGCUGUGGCGGACAUUGCGGUGGGAGCGCUGGUCAUCCCCCUGGCCAUCACGGUCAGCAUCGGACUCAAGACUUACUUUUACAGCUGCCUGCUCGGGACGUGCACCAUGCUGGUGCUGACGCAAAGUUCUAUCCUGGCCCUGCUGGCCAUCGCAAUUGACCGCUACCUCAGGGUCAAGAUCCCGACCAGGUACAAGCGGGUGGUGACGUCCCGGCGGGCAGCCCUGGCUGUGGUGAUAUGCUGGACGUUGGCGUUCAUUGUGGGACUGACGCCCAUGUUGGGGUGGAACAAUCUGAAGCGCCUCCAGGAGAACGGCACGAUUGGCCCAGACCUCAUCGUCACCUGCCAGUUUGAGACCGUCAUCAGUAUGAAGUACAUGGUUUAUUUCAACUUCUUCGGCUGCGUCCUGCCGCCUCUGCUGUUCAUGUUGGUCAUAUACGUGGAGAUCUUUUACAUGAUCCACAAGCAGCUGAACAACAAGAAAAUCACCUCCAGCUUCUCAGACCCCAACAAGUACUACGACAAAGAGUUGAAUCUUGCCAAAUCUCUUGUUCUGGUGUUUGUUCUGUUCGCUAUCAGCUGGCUCCCUCUUCAUAUCAUCAACUGCAUCACAUUCUUCUGCCCUCAGUGUGACAAGCCGAUGGUCCUGCUCUACAUUUCCAUCCUGCUCACUCACGGCAACUCUGCUGUCAACCCAAUCGUCUAUGCUUUCCGUAUCAAAAAGUUUCGCACUGCGUUUCAGAAAAUAUGGCAGCAGUACUUCUGCUGCAAGGAGACGCUGGCGUUGGACUUCCAGCAUAGUGACAGGAAAGACACGCCCAAUCUGGAGCCAAAACCGGCUGCGUCGCUUCAGCCUGCUCAACUGGGGGUCUUUAAAUCGUAUCCUUCGCUGGAGGGUCAGCUGCAGCUGCAGCCGUCUCCGCUGGAGCUCCAGGACGAGCAGAAGAUUAAAACACCUCAGCAAACUUACAAACUUCCCCCUUUGGUCGAGCAGAGUGUAGCCUGAGUGAAGGAGAGAAGUGGAUGGUUGAAGAAAUAACUUCUUGUCCAAUAGCGAUGGCUCUCUCCUCAUCUGAAUGUAGUUUGAAGAGAACAGAUCACAGCAAGGCGCCGCCAAGCUCUUGCGAUUAGCAAUGUGGGUCUGUGGAAGAUUGUUCAUCCUCAGGAAGAGCAUACAUGCUCAAAACAGUGCAGGCAGAGUACUGAGAAACCUGCAAUGUCUAUUUACAUGCUUAUCUUAGUAAGAUACUGAGCUCAUGUAGUUUUAACUGUUCUAUUAUAGUGAAGCAGUUUGUGUGAACAUUAGAAAAUGUGCAAAAUAAGUUAUUGUGGUUUGUCAAGUAUCAGCAUCUCUGUGUUACAACCUGCCUGAACAUUUAUACAUCAGACAGAGCAGGGUAAUCUUACUACUUUAAUACUGUGUAUGUUCCAACUGACUCUGGCUAAAAUUAUAUAUAUGAAUGUAAUUGUGUAAAUAUAAGACAGCAUUCACUUGUGAAAGCUCGACUAAUCUUCAGGGUCUAAAUCACACAAUGGUGUGUGCAGGAAGCAGAAUUAAGGGACAGAAUCGUGUAAUGAAAGUUAGUGUCUCUCCUCUGGAGCUCAGUCAGGCCUCAGGUGAUCCACCUGCAGUUUUCCAUUGCAGACGAGAUGGACGGGGAUAUGAACAAGCACACAGAGGCUUUAAAAUUUUAAAAGCUACAUGCAGGGCGUUUGUAGCAGCUCACAGGGGAAAAACACAAGAUGCUCUUAGAUCUCAUGUUUGUUCAGUCUCCACGUCACUAAGCUGCGAGUGAAGUUUUCUUUAGCUCCUUGUCAUCGCGACAUCAUGACAGUUUACCAUCACCAACUGUGGCUUUCAUGGCCUUGUUCAAAUGUUCAACCAAACACUGACUAAAUUCUGAAAUGUCAACCUGAAGAUUGUGAGUUUAACCUGUAAGCUUAUUGUUUUGCAUCUUGCCCAACAGAGGCAUCUUUGGAUUCAUAAUUAAACUAUGUUCAGUGCCUCUUAAACACAGGACGUAAAGCUGUUUUUGUCUACCCAUUAUUUUUAUUUUAUAAUCUUGCUUGAAGGGUAGCUUAGAAAGGUUCUGUUGAAAUGUUAUAAAUAUUUAGCAUCUUACCUGCUGUUGCUAAAGCUCAUUUAGUUUAAAUCCAGAUCAGCUGUAACCUAACAGCCACUUCAAGGUGGCCAAAAUGAACUUUUAUUCCUUAAAAAUAACUCCAGUUUAAAAAAUGUUAUAACAGUUAAUGGGAUGACUCUUUAAACUGUUGCUACAUUUGUUAUUGGGUGGUUUUGUACAGAACACAGAUUAUUAUUAGUCCAUGAAGUAGAGGUAGAAGGCCGUGCACCACAAAAGAUUGUUCUACAAGAAAAACCUACUGAGAAUGAGACACGUAAGGAAUCCAUGAAUCACAAAAAUAAAACCUGAACUGCUCUAAUAUUUGUACCUGCCAUGUUCCUAUGUGAAACAUACUUAGAAUGGAAAAUAAAAAGUCGCUACCUAAUGAAGAGGAAAAAGAAGCUAAUGCAAAAAUGACUAAUACAGCAUCCAGUUAAAUAACUACAAUGUUUUUCACUUUUCACAUGUUUUUCAUCAGCCAGUUGGUUUGACUUCACCAUCCUGAAAAAUCUAUUUCCCUGUGUACAUAUUGAUCAGUUUGUGGGUAAAUAACCACUUAAAUAAAAAAAAUCACAAAAA